Messenger RNA from Aedes aegypti (yellow fever mosquito), 1650 nucleotides. RefSeq names its product zinc finger protein 689-like. Gene Ontology annotation, molecular function: zinc ion binding; chromatin insulator sequence binding. Bases 267 to 1577 code for a protein of 436 amino acids. The transcript is spliced from 2 exons. The record is from RefSeq and is a predicted model, not a curated record. Gene Ontology annotation, cellular component: chromosome; nucleus. Lineage: Eukaryota; Metazoa; Arthropoda; Insecta; Diptera; Culicidae. Gene Ontology annotation, biological process: regulation of transcription by RNA polymerase II.
CCAAAGGAUUGCUGUUCCAUGACUCGAUAUUUCCAUGAGUCGAUGGUCCCUUCAAUAUUGACCCAUGGAGGUUUCACUGUAAUUGCUAACUUUUUCCAAUGACAUUUACGUUAAUUUUAUUCUGAGUGUUGCACCAGUUGUCAGUUUCGGUAGCCAUACUUCAAGCGCUGUUGUUGUCGGUCGGUUCGUGAGCAAAUUUUGUUCGCUUUCAUCCCACAAAUUCAUCAACAUUUGGAUUCAAAAGUAACUCUCCAACAACGCAUGUAAUGUCCUCCGUCUGUCGAGUUUGUCGCAAGGCUAAAAAUGACUCGACCAGCUUCGUUUCGUUGUUCCUCAAAGAGCGCCAAGCAGCCGGCAGUGGGGAGUCGACUCUAGCAUCGAUGCUCGAGUUCGUCGGGAGCUUCUCGGUAUCGCCGGAGGAAAUCGAUAUGCCACAAGAGAUAUGCCUUCCGUGCAUGGGUCAACUGAGGGCUGCUUACAGCUUCCGGAAACUGUGUAUGGAAUCGGACGACUUGUUCCGGAAGCAGAACAAACCUGAAAUGGCUAGUUCUGCCAAUGUCCGUCAACAGCCAUCGCCAAUCCAAGGCACUGCCAAGAAUAGUGCGAUGUACCUUCAGAACUAUGAUCCCUCCUUCUAUGAACUAACGCUGGAUCGAUACUACUAUAUGGAACUUACGUUCCUUGGUCCUCGAUGCUGUGGAUGUCGUCAGGCAUUCCAGUCUGAGGAAGAGCUCCAGGCCCAUUCCUUACAAGAGCAUCGACAGAAUCGAGCGGUUCUAGGUCCCCAUCAGUGCCAGAUUUGUUAUUCUCGUUUCCCGUACGCGGAUGCCCUGCAACACCACCGGCAAGCAAUCCAACGGAACGUUUUCUGCUGCCGGGAGUGUUAUCUGAUAUUCGAAAAGAAGCACACCUUAUUCAUCCAUCUGCGGACGGAACAUGGCCGGGCGGAAUAUGAGUUGGACAGGGACAUGUAUGAAGAGCAGCAUCCGCAGAUGGGACAUAGUAUCUUCGAUCCCGAUCCGGAUCCGGAGCCUAAUCUUUUUGCAGGCCAUGUCCAGUCUCUUGUGAAUCCGAAUGCCGACCCGUACACCAUGGGCUACUGUGAAAUAACGUCGAAUCUGAAACUGAGUGACCUCCGUCCCACGCAGUACCGUCUAACCGAGAAAACCGAAGGAUUCAGUAUUAUAGAAUUCACCUGGCAUCGAUGCUGCGCUUGCAAUCACAUGUUCCGGGAUCAGGGCGAUCUGGACGUGCACUGUACGGAGGAACAUCGGUUGCGCUACAGUCAGAACAACACAUCCCAGGCGCAGAGCAAGCCAUUCCUGUGCGAGUUCUGCUGGCGCCGGUUCAAGAAGAAGAGCCUUCUGGGGCUGCACCAGAAGUUCAACCGGAAGAAGACCUACUCCUGCAACACGUGUUUGCAUUUGUUCUUCGGUGGACCGGCCUACGAGAAGCAUCUGCUCGGAUGUAGCCCCUCCGGAGGGCAGUCCGUGGACGAGAACUAUGUCGGCCAUCAGAUGAUGGCGGAUGAACCCGAGGACGAGGACGAUGAUGACGUUUACAUUUUGAACGAUUGAUUGCUGGAGCUGGGGACUCAUUUAAUGAAUGUAUAAUUUGACUUUGUAGUUCAAUAAACUUUCGCGCAAAUGA